AUAAAAAAUCCGUCUUGUAAUUUAAUAGGAUCUCUAUGGCCAAACCCCUAUCUACGUCACUUCCGAAAUUUGAGAGAGAAGUGAGAUGGCAGAGCUGUCGCUAUAUCUCACUAAUGUCAACAUCUCUUUGGGGAAAACUAUGGACGCUGAAAAGAGCUCCAAUAUGGUGAAGGAGUUUGAGAGUGUGGAGCUGGGAGACAUAGGGAUGAAGAAGCAGAAGGUGCCCCGAAGAACAAUUUACUUUGCCAGUGGAGAGACCAUGGAGGAAUACAGCACAGAUGAAGAAGAAGAGGAGGAAGUGCAAGCUUCUAUAGCUGUUAAGACCUCAGCUGACCCUUCCAGGUUGACUUGGGGUCCAUAUUUUUUGUUUCACAUGUGGAGAGUGGCAACCUCCACUAUUUCAGUUUGUGACUAUCUUGGGGAGAGAAUGGCCUCAUUGUUUGGCAUUACGUCACCUAAGUACCAGUAUGCUAUCGACGAGUACUACAGAAUGAAAAAGGAGGAGGAGGAGGAGGAGGAGGAGAACCGGCUGUCUGAGGAGGCAGAGCGUCGUUUUGAGGAGGAGCGUGAACAGGAGAUGCAGCAGCCAGCCAUGGAGCAGCCGGAGGGUAAAGCCUCCUUCGUCAACGUCACCUUUGAGCUGGAUCAAGAUGCCACAUCUGAUGCCAACAGAUUCCCUGCCCCCAUCCCCACCUAACAGUUCAAUUAAAUGGACAUCUUCACAUUUCACGAUGUAGCCUCAGCAUUUUUGCUAUAGUGUAGUUCUUAUUUUUGUAUCAUAUUGAUCAUGUUCUAUUAAUACUGUAAGUCAGACAUGAGACAGAAUACAUAUUUUUUAGUUGCUGCGUUGUCAAUAACUUUUGUGUGCAAUGAACAUUGCUGUGCGUCAGUGAAUGAGCACACACAUUAUAGAUAUGAUGCUGAUUUGAACUAUUUGCCGGUUUAAGAGAUCUGAUACAUUUUUUCAGGUACUUAAUAACAUUGUUAUACAAUAAGUUAGCAGCGAGAUAAGUGACCUUUCUAAAACCAUUCCAGAGGUGCAUAAUGUUAUUGGAAUAGUUUAUUUAUUUCAGUUGGAAAUAGUUUUUUUAUUUUCAUUGUCAACCGUGACAAUUUUCCCCUUAAAAUACCCACAAAAAUCUUAUUGUUUUACUAUGACUAGUUCUCCAGUACUUUUCAGAAAGGUCAUCAAAAUGAUGUUGAGAACUGUCCUCCAGUUCUCCUUUAACAAAACUUCACAUGUUGUUUGUUGGCAUCUGUGCUCACACUUCAAUCAUUACUAUUGUCCAGAUCCAUACAUUUAGAAAUAGUUUUGCUGAAGUUUAUCUAAUCUGCCAUGAUCCCUUCUGAGUGUGUGUAUAAGGCUUGAGAAGGAAGCCCAAGGUAAAGCGAAACAUGUUUAAAACAUAUCUGCUGCUUUUCUUUUGAACAGCAGUAUUGUCAAGAUGACUACUUUUCACAGUCCCCAAAUAAUAUGAAAUGCCACUUUAUUAGGGCUGGUUGUAUAAGGAAAAUAUUUUCCCAUCCUACGGUAUUCACACUACACACCUUUACCCAAGGAAAGAAAAACUGAAAGGCCAACAUAAUUAUGUAAAAUCAUUUUAUAAUGUGUUAAUGGAAAAACAGUUUAAUUUGAAGGCUUUUUAUAGUCAUUUUUAGAGUAAAAUACAUAGCAUUUUCAUUUUCUAUAGUAUGUACACUACAUUAAUAAACAUUUAAACAGGU
Messenger RNA from Oncorhynchus keta (chum salmon), 1725 nucleotides. It is a transcript of the gene fam177a1a, whose product is annotated as family with sequence similarity 177 member A1. The coding region runs from base 86 to 697 and encodes 203 amino acids. The transcript is spliced from 5 exons. The record is from RefSeq and is a predicted model, not a curated record. NCBI's taxonomy places the organism in Eukaryota, Metazoa, Chordata, Actinopteri, Salmoniformes, Salmonidae.